CUGUUCUGCAUCAUCAUGCCCUCAGCUCUGCUGCUCCUCUAACAGAAAGGAAGAAAAUCUAACUGGUGUCUAUUGCAGCAGCUGCUCCUUCGUAUCUUGUAUCUACCAAUCAGAAAGCAACACCGGUCUCAGCCUUGAUGGAGGAAAAGCUGAGUGGCGUCGUGACAGAACAAAGGAAAAUGUCCAGAUGACAGCAGGUGAUACAUUCCCACUAUGCUGGCAUAGCUGGUCAAUUGACAGCUCAAGAACACGCCCUUCCUGCUGAACACCCAUAGUGCAGCGAUGAUUGUUAGGAGGAAGGCUUGUGUUGCCUUGGUGAUCGCUGCCAUCCUCUUCCUCAUGAUUGCCAGCCAGAGCAUUCAGAGGAGGUAUUUCCUGUUGCAGCCUGCAGCUCCGCCCAGAGGCCACAGCGCGCCCAGUGGCAGGAUGACAGCAGCUGAAUUCACAGGCCCAAUUUCAGGUCAGGCACCUCCUUACCUGAAACCUGAACAAAUUCCCUUUGGUCCCACCGAGGAAGAGAUGGUUGAGGAAGAAAAUGACGAGGAGGAGGAAGAGAUGGUGAUUCAGGAGCAGCUUAUGAAAAACGCUAAGCUGUGUGGCUGCUCUGAUGCCUGUAUUUCAGACAACAAUGGGUCGAAAUGGUUCAGCCAGCGCUACGACGCUAAACAGCAGCCCAUCAUCAAAGAGACCGGCAAUAAUUUUGACUCUGAUGCACUUCAAUGGUGGCUGAGUCUUCAACGGGCCGGUAACGAUCAGUCCUUGGAGGAAGUGAUCUCAAAGAUGUUCCAGGUCAUAUCCUCACCCUCUAUAGACUUGGAGCCCGUGCCCUCACGUUGCCGUAGUUGUGCAGUGGUUGGCAACUCUGGCAACUUACGGCAUUCUGGACACGGCGCACUCAUUGAUUCUCAUGGCUUCGUGUUCCGGAUGAACAAGGCGGUGACUAAAGGGUUUGAGGAAGAUGUCGGUCGUCGGACGACGCAUCACUUCCUGUACCCAGAGAGUGCAGUGGACAUCAGUAAUGGUACCAGCCUCAUCCUGCUGCCAUUCAAACUGAGAGACCUGGAGUGGCUGACCAGCGCGCUGUCCACCGGAACAGUCAAAAUGACCUACAUGAGGGUUAAAGCGAGAGUGCAGGCUGAUAAAGAUAAGGUUGUUGUGGUGAACCCAGUGUUCUUUAAGUAUGUUCAUGAACAUUGGAACGAGCAUCAUGGUCGCUACCCGUCCACCGGCAUGCUGGCCAUCAUCUUUGCUCUGCAUGUCUGUGACCAGGUGUCAGUGUUUGGUUAUGGUGCAGACAAGCAAGGAAACUGGCAUCAUUACUGGGAGAAGAAUCAGUUUGCCGGAGCCUUCAAGAAGACCGGCGUCCACAGUGCUGAUUUUGAGAAUCAGAUCAUCCAACACCUUGCCAACGAAGGCAAGAUCACUCUACACCUCAACACAACAACAUCCGUGCAGACAGAACUAGGCACCAACGACAGACUGGCACAUAAACUCAACUGACCUCUACCUGGCUGAUCGUCAAAACACCUGGCUGUCCUCUGGCACUCAAAAACCAAAUCUGAGCCAGUUUUUAGACCAUACAUUUGUUGUUUUGGGUAGAAAUUAGACUCCUGCACUUUUUCUGUCAGUCACCACAACUGCCUUGAGUCAGACAUCCAGGAAUGCUGGAUUAAUGAAUGUUGUUAAGCUUUUUCAGACAGCUGAAUUACCUGUGGACACAUCUCUGAGGCUUAUCUAAUUUAGAGAUCCCCUGCCUCUUCCAACAUUUGCUGGCUGAAAGAAGUUAAAGCUCAACUCAAAGAAAUCAGUCUGUUUUUCUAGACCUAAAACCAACUUUCCUGACGUGUGCAACUGCUGGGAUAGACCACAAAGACCUUUGCUGUGAGAUGGAAACAACCACAAACUUUAUUUUAUCCUAUCUUUGUUUUUAUUGGAUUUUAUAGCUACACAGGGAUAACCUUUCUUCUUCUUCUUCUUCUUCUUUUUUUUUUUUUUUAAAUAAAAGCACUUUUUCCUUAAGAAGAAAUGGUGGUCAAGUGAGGGAAGUGUUCACUUGGCCACAUAAGAUUUCUUGCAUUGUAUAUCAUUUAUAAUCCAUCCAUUUUAUUUGAUCCUAAUUUUAACACAAACCGUCCUGACCUAGAAGAUCAUGACAAACAUUUUAAGCCUUGUUACUUCUGCAUUUUCAGAAUGUAACCCAAUGAUACUUGGAACUUCCUGUCCUGUCUUGGUUCUCAGCCUGUGUGAUUCAGCAGUCUGCUGCAGUCUCAAGGUUUGCAGCUGAUUUAAUCCAAAAUAGGGAGAUAUUAGUUUGGUUUAGUUUUCUAAUCAACGCACAUAAGCCCCUGUUGUAUCCAACCUUCAUGGGAGUAGUAAAGUCAGGAGAACCAGUCCUUCUGUUCCACGUCAAUACAAAAAUACUCAAAAUGUGGUGAUACUUGAGCCAGAACAUUUUAGUUCAUCUUAUACUCAUAAACCUAAACUUAGUUAGGGAACAGAAAUAGGGAGAUUGGAAAUAUAAGGGCUGAUAUUGGCACGUCACAGGUAACAUCACUGUUAGUGUACAUGUCAGAUACACUCCAAUAUGGAAACUUGUGUGUAAUGUGUACACAGAAUGAAAGGUGAGCGUGACGACCUUUAUGCUUUCUAAGUAAAGUUCCAGGAGAUUAAUUUUGCUUAGGCUAACAUAACUUGUAACUUGAGCUAGGUGCACCUCGUGAUGAUUAUUAUUAAAUAAACUCAGCAAAAAGCAUGUAAAUUCAGUGUCAGUAUAAACUACCAAUGUUCUUCAGAUAUGCUUCGGUUAUUGAAGCUGUAGACUGUUGAACUUCAUGGGAAGAUGUCUUUUAAGUCGUAAACAAAGCUCAACAAAUUAGGCUGAAAAAGAAGACCACACACAACUUUAAAGAUUUAUUAAACAAAACCUGAAAAGGACAAAGUCGCUCUGCAACAUCACCAGUGUGUGCUGUGGGUAGAUGAGUAGAAGAUGUAGCUCAGUUUUACUUGAUGUAAAACAACCAAAAAUAACAGUUUCACAGCGUGUAGAUGGCUAUCAGCCCAGUAUUGUGAAUGUACAAAUACGAGGUACAGAUUGUCUCAAAGUCAUCUCAGUAUUAAUGACUUUUUAACCACCAUGAGCAGUUUGGGAACAUUUUCACUUUUUUUGUUUUGUUUUUUUGAGUCUGAAACCAUGGACUGCUUGUUUAGACCUACUUUGAAGCUUUUUUUUGGGGGGGGGGGGCAGGAAAGAGGGAGGAGGGCUAUGUUACCAGCUGAUGUUUGCAAGCCUGGUUACUAACUAGACUUUAGGUUAGUGUUAAGCAACAGACUGAGAAACAAAGACCAAAAGCAUGCAAACUUUUGCUCUCCAAAAUUGGACCACAGAUGUUUUUUGUUGCCUGAUAGUACAACUAAUGGCACAUCAGGCCAUGUUAUUCAAAUUUGGCAGUUACAGCUGCCUACAUGUGAUUUUAUUUCAUUUCGAAGCUAGCCUCAAGUGGCCUUUAGAGAAAAGCAUUUCUACUUUGGGUUUCCUUCUUGACAUUAAGUAAGAAAUUCUAUAUUAGUAGCAGUCAUCACAGUAGUAUGAGUAGUUUCUCCUUGAGAACAUGUGGGUUUUGUGGAUUUUGUAAAGAUUGGGGAAAAGGAGCAUGGCAGCUUUGAAGUAUGUCGACAAAGGCAGAUAGAUCUGCUUAUAUUUUCAUGUGUGAUACAGAUCAUCGGAGAGGUUUACCUUAUUAGUCUGUUACUUUGCACUAAUUAACAGAUAUGGGUGUAAUGCAAACAUACAGUCUAUAAGUACAGAUUCUUAACCAAGACAAAAUGGUGACUAAUGGAUGCAGUGUGAUGCACUGUCCAGAAACCAGUGGGUGAUGUCACAGAAACUAUUAUGUCUUUUAUAUAAAGUCUGAGGAAUCAUAGCUUUUGGGCUUCACACAGUUGGGUCACAUGUGCCAUCAUCGACGUGGGCAGGAGGUAAAUAUAGUAUUACAUUCUGGGCUUAAGACCCGUGAAAACUGGGGGACAUUUUUAUCUUGUUUUUAUUUUUUUAGUGGCCCUUUUAAGGUUGUCAUGAAGAGUCUGUAAUUUGUCUCUGAUCUGCCCCCUACUGGAUGUACUUUUUAAACCACAAGUUGAUGAACACAACUGUUUGCUUUGUAAUCCUAUGCGUAUGUGUACUUUAAAAAAAAUGGCUGUUAUAAGAAACAAACAGCCUACUGUAGUAAUGAGGUUGGCGUGUUAACAGGCUGUUUUAAUGCAACAAAAACAUGCAUA
Messenger RNA from Pelmatolapia mariae (spotted tilapia), 4275 nucleotides. RefSeq names its product ST3 beta-galactoside alpha-2,3-sialyltransferase 8 (gene st3gal8). Gene Ontology annotation, cellular component: membrane. NCBI's taxonomy places the organism in Eukaryota, Metazoa, Chordata, Actinopteri, Cichliformes, Cichlidae. The record is from RefSeq and is a predicted model, not a curated record. Gene Ontology annotation, molecular function: beta-galactoside (CMP) alpha-2,3-sialyltransferase activity. The transcript has 9 exons. Gene Ontology annotation, biological process: sialylation. The coding region runs from base 283 to 1500 and encodes 405 amino acids.